Micromonas pusilla CCMP1545 is the source of this 3450-nucleotide messenger RNA. RefSeq lists its product as uncharacterized. Bases 1 to 3450 code for a protein of 1149 amino acids. The record is from RefSeq and is a predicted model, not a curated record. Gene Ontology annotation, molecular function: thiosulfate-cyanide sulfurtransferase activity; nucleotidyltransferase activity; ubiquitin-like modifier activating enzyme activity. The transcript has 2 exons. Lineage: Eukaryota; Viridiplantae; Chlorophyta; Mamiellophyceae; Mamiellales; Mamiellaceae. Gene Ontology annotation, biological process: protein modification by small protein conjugation. Gene Ontology annotation, cellular component: cytoplasm.
AUGCAUCCGCUUUACGCGGACGGCGGCGGCGGCUACGACACCGGCGGGAGGCUCCUCCCCGUCCUCGAGCCCUCGCACGACGCGUCGUUCGCGCCGCUCGCGCACGCGCUCGGGCGCGACGGGACGGAGAACGCGAAGAGCGCCACCGCGGUGGUCGACGGCCUGGACGCGUGCGGGAUCGAGGCCGCGCGCGUCCUCGCGCGCAGCGGCCUCAUGUCGCUCGUCCUCGUGGACGACGCGCGCGUGGAGCAGCGCGAUCUGGACGCGUGCUCGCUCUUCACGACCGAGGACGUCGUCCGCGGGCGCUCGCGCGCGGAAGCGCUCGCGCGAUGCGUCAACGACGCGACGUCGAAUCUGAAGACGCCACACACGAAGGUGAGAUCCGUGGCGGAGGCGGACGUCGCGGAGCUGAUGAAGCAGGAGGAGUCUGAGGGCGGGUUCGUGGACGUCGUCUUGAGCACGAGGAAGGACAUCGACGCGCAGAAGGAGCUCAACCGGAAGUGCGCGGAGUGCGACGUCGAGAGACCGCAGCUCGAGGGCCAGGAUACUUACCUGAUACUUCCACGAAGGAACGUCGACCACGUCUUCGCGUGCGCGCUCGGCUGCUUCGCGUUCGCGUUCGUCGACGCCGGCGAGCGCCACGACAUGAAAUCGAAGCGAACGCCGACGUCGAGCUAUGAGAACGAUAGAUGCUUCAAAGUCGCGGACGACAGGGUCGUCAUCCCCCCCGUCGCGAUGGUCGAGAGCGUCGUCCCGGACGCGGACGAACGGCGCGCCGAUCGCGGCGGCCGAGGGUGCGCGGCGACGGUGUGCGACGCCGCCGCGCACGGGCUCAGCGCGGGCGACCGCGUCGAGUUCACCGGCGUCGGAGGCUUCGAGAUGAGGUCGACGAAGAGGUCGACGGUGACCGAGGUCGUGAACCCGCACGCGUUUAAGGUUGACCUGGAGCACAAGUACGCGCUGAGCGGGGUUUACACGAGCGGGGUUUACACGAGCGGGGUGAGCGCGCUGGGCGGGUGGGUGGAGCAGAUGCCGAGGGAACGGGACGUGCGCUUCGACGCGCUCGAAGAGACGCUGAAGCGCGCGAGACGCAUCGCGGAAGACAUCGACGCCGAGGUUGACUUCGACUUCGGCGUCGUGCAAUCUGGGGGGCACGCGACGCUGAAGUUCGCGGGGGAAGUGGACGUCGCGCACGCGCUCGUGGCGGAGCUCGAGGCGCUGUUGACGACGACGCGUCCGAGUUCGAGUUCGAGUCCGACGCCGAUCGUCGUCGACCCGCGUAAUCCCGGCGCGAGCGAAGCCGUGGCGCUCCUUCGUCGCGGCGCGAAGUGCGAGGUUCUCCCCGUGUGCAAAGUCGCCGGCGCGAUGGCCGCGUGCGAGGCGCUGAAGCUCAUCACGGAGAGGCACGUCCCCGCGAAGCAGUGGCUCGUGUACGACGCCGCGGAGCUGAUGCUCGACGGCGGCGGCGGCGGCGCCGACGGGUCGACAGACCGAUCGAAGCCGGCGGCGUCCGUCGGCGAGUUGAUCGGCGCGAAGACCGUGGACGCCGCGAACGCGCUGCGCGUCGUCGUCGCCGGGUCCGGCGACGUCGCGAGAGAGAUUCGGAGCCACGGCGUGGGCGACGUGACGACGUUGGAGGAACGCGAGGAGGGCGCCGGCGACGUCGGCGGGCGGUGGCGCGAGGACGACGUCCCGCGCGACGCCGACGUCCUCGUGACCGCGCUGGACGACCUGUCCUCGCGCAGGGCGUUCGACGACCUCUCCGUGCGGCGAGGCGUCGCAAUGAUCGACCCGGGUGCCGAUGGGUGCCGUCUGAGUUGCCAUGUGGCGAUCCCUCACGUCACGGCGCCGUGGUCGCACGGGCCGCGCGACGCCCCGGACUGGGAGCCGCCGUCGUGCGUGCUCGGUAACUUUCCGCACGUGUUCGCGCACUGCGGGAAGUGGGCGAGGGAUCGGUACGCGGAAAUUUUCGUCGCGCCGUUCCGCGCGGCGAGGGCGUACUUGGACUCGAGCGCCGCCGGAGACGGCUUCGACGACGACGUCGCCGCGGCGGUGGCCACGGAGAGAAUGAAGGACCCGAAGGCGAAGCUGACGGAACUGGCGACGAUCCGGGACGUGCUCCUCGCGGACGCGCCGAAGACCGUCGGCGACUGCGUGCGGUGGGCGGCGCGUCUGUUCAAACGUCUGUUCGAGGACGGACCGAACGAGAUGCUUCGCUCGUUCCCGGUGGAUCAGAAAACGGCCGCGGGGGCGCCGUUUUGGAGCGGUACGAAACGCGCCCCGAAACCGAUAAAGUACGGCGGGUCCAACUUCCACACCCGGCAUUACGCCUCGUUCGUCGUCGCCGCCGCUCGAGCGCGGAUGCUCGCGUACGGGCUGAAACCGAAAAAGGAAGGCGACGAGAACGCGGAGACGCUGCGCGAGAUGGACGCGAUGCGGACGGAGCUGGCGAAGCUGACGCAAGCGCCGGCAUCGGCGACCGACGACGCCGCGGGCGCCGCGAAUAAGAAACGAAAGCGCGAGGACGACGACGACGACGAGGACGCCGCCGCGCGCGCAGCCUUCGACGCCAUCGCCGCUGAGUUGUCGUCGAAACGCGUCCAGAUAUCGUCGCUGCGCGAGCCCAUCGCGGCGUACCUCGCGACGUCCGCCGCGUUCGCGCCUCGCGACCCGAUCCACGCGGGUUUCGUCGCCGCCGCGGCGCUGUCCCGCGCGAGGGUGUACUCCAUACAUCUCGGCAGGUUGGAGGAGUAUUACGACGUCGUGUCUGUCGCCGCGGACGCGAAGCCGGGGAUGCCCGGGGUGAACGCGCUCCUCGCGGCGCUCGUCGCGGUCGAGACGUACAAGCUCGGGGCGCUGAAAGCGAGGGACGCGGCGAAACCCGCGCCGACGCCGGCGCCGGCGCCGGCGUUUCGUAACACGUACGCGUCUGUCGGCGCGAACGUCCACGUCUCCGCGGCGGCGACCGCGCUGCCCUGCACGACGGUCGCGACGAAGACCGGCACGUUUCGCUGGUCCGUGUGGGACGUGAUAGACCUCGGCGAGUGCGGGGUCGCGAAAGGCGCCGGCGACGCGUUGACUUUAAAACGCGUCAUCGACGCGUUUAAAGAAAAGUUCGGGCUCGAAGUCGGCGCGGUCUCCAUCGGUCCUUCGCUUCUGUACGCGGACUUCAUGAACCCGGCGAAGACGAAAGACAAGCUCGAGCGGCCACUCGUGGACGUGUUGACCGAGAUCGGCAAGAUGCCGCCCGCGGAGGAGGGCGGCGGCGGCGAAGGGGCGGCUGCGGUCGCCGCGGUACAGCUGUCGAUCGGCGCGUGCGACGAGAACGACGACGACGUGGAGGGCGUGCCGGACGUCCGCGUGCUCGUGAGAAGGUCCGUGAGGAACUCGCCGUUGAGCCUCCCAGCGCGCUCCUUCGCCGCGGCCGCCGCGGCGGCGAACCCGCCGUGA